This is a messenger RNA of Aspergillus terreus NIH2624, 246 nucleotides long. RefSeq names its product 60S ribosomal eL42 domain-containing protein. The transcript has 2 exons. Gene Ontology annotation, biological process: translation. Gene Ontology annotation, cellular component: ribosome; cytosolic large ribosomal subunit. Lineage: Eukaryota; Fungi; Ascomycota; Eurotiomycetes; Eurotiales; Aspergillaceae. The record is from RefSeq and is a predicted model, not a curated record. Bases 1 to 246 code for a protein of 81 amino acids. Gene Ontology annotation, molecular function: structural constituent of ribosome.
AUGCUCAUACAUCUGAUCCAGGCCUCCCUGUACGCCCAGGGUAAGCGUCGUUACGACCGCAAGCAGAGCGGUUAUGGUGGUCAGACCAAGCCCGUCUUCCACAAGAAGGCCAAGACCACCAAGAAGAUCGUGCUGCGUCUCGAGUGCACUGCCUGCAAGGCCAAGAAGCAGCUCGCUCUGAAGCGCUGCAAGCACUUCGAGCUGGGUGGUGACAAGAAGACCAAGGGUGCUGCUCUUGUGUUCUAA